Messenger RNA from Gongylonema pulchrum, 1432 nucleotides. NCBI's taxonomy places the organism in Eukaryota, Metazoa, Nematoda, Chromadorea, Rhabditida, Gongylonematidae. The record is from the annotation of a GenBank genome assembly.
GAUCGAUGCCGUCUGUGUACAAUUUCAAGAAAAUCACCGUCGUCCCUUCCGCUGCGGAACUGAAAGAAAUUGUUCUUUCGAAAACACAGCGGAAGACGCCAACGGUGAUCCAUCGGCAUUUUGCAAUCAGUCGGAUUCGUGCGUUUUAUUCACGCAAAAUCAAAUUCCUGCAACAGGUUCUCCAUGAUAAACUCACGCAAAUUAUCGAGGAAUUCCCGAAAAUGGAGGAGGUACAUCCGUUCUACGCUGACCUCAUGAACAUCCUCUAUGACAAAGACCAUUACAAGAUUGCGUUGGGCCAGAUGAACACCGCUCGUCAUUUGAUCGACGGGAUUGCCCGGGAAUAUGUACGUUUGAUGAAGUACGGUGAUUCGUUGUACCGGUGUAAAAUGCUGAAGCGUGCGGCUCUGGGACGAAUGGUGAAGUUGUUGCGGCGCCAGAAGUCAAGUUUUGAUUACUUGGAACAAGUGCGCCAGCAUCUUUCCCGUCUGCCAACCAUCGAUCCGAACACAAGGACCCUGAUACUGUGCGGUUUCCCGAAUGUCGGCAAAUCAUCGCUGAUGAACCUGCUCACACGUGCUGACGUCGAAGUGCAGCCGUAUGCAUUCACCACAAAAGCUCUCUACGUUGGACAUCUCGAUUACAAAUAUCUCCGAUGGCAAGUUAUUGACACACCCGGUAUCCUUGAUCAGCCGUUGGAAGAGCGCAACACCAUUGAAAUGCAAGCGAUCACAGCUCUUGCUCAUUUACGAGCCGCAGUACUGUUCAUCAUCGACAUCAGUGAAAUGUGCGAUCACACUAUCGAGGAGCAGGUUGCUUUAUUUGAAAGCAUCAGCCCGUUGUUUGUGAACAAACCCGUACUGGUAGGCCUGAAUAAGAUCGAUAUCACAGGACGACAAGAACUUAAGCCCGAGCAGGUCAAGUGCCUUGCAAAACUGGAGGAACGUUCGGUGCCUGUCUUCGAGCUGAGCACCGUCACGCAGCAAGGAGUCACGGAUUUCAAAAAUACGGCUUGUGAUAAUCUGCUAUCGCAGCGCGUUGAAAGCAAGCUACAAUCGAGAAAACUGGAUGGCCCAGAUAGCGUCCUCAAUCGUAUCUUUGUCGCCUAUCCAACUCCAAGAGAUGACAAGGUGCGAGCACCGUACAUCCCGGAAGCAGUACUAAAGAAGAGGAUUCUGAGCGCCAGCAAUCCAAAUAUUGAAAGAAGCGCUGGGAUGCGUAAAUUAGAACGACAGAUAGAACUGGAAAUGCAGGACGAAUACAUUCUUGAUUUGAAAAAGCAUUACUUACUGAAAAACGAGGAAGAGAAGUACGAUAUUAUCCCAGAAAUAUGGGAAGGACAUAACAUUGCUGAUUUCGUUGCGUCAAACAUCAAAGAAGAGCUGGAAGCAAUAAAAGCAGAGGAAGAUGCGAGAGUAAAAGCUGGGUGAGA